AUGGAGAAGAAUAUGGGCCACUGGUCAUAUCCUUUGGCCCCUGCUUCUGGCCUCGUCUUCCUGCUUGUUCAGCUUUUGGGCAACAUCUGUGAUGGCCUUCAAGGGACCUUACCACUGGGCUUCCACUUCACACAUUCCAUUUACAACACCACGGUGUACGAAAACUCAGCAGCACGGACUUACUUGAACAGCCAAAGCAGAAUGGGCAUUGCGAUGGCUGACUUUUCUUGGGACAUCAAAUAUAGGAUUGUGUCGGGCGAUGAUGAAGGUUUCUUCAAAGCAGAGGAAGUGGCCAUAGCUGAUUUUUGUUUCCUUAGGAUAAGAACUAAAGGGGGGAAUUCCGCCAUACUGAAUCGAGAAAUCCAGGACAAUUAUUUAUUGGUAAUCAAAGGUUCCGUCCGGGGAGAAGACUUGGAAGCUUGGACGAAAGUCAACAUACAGGUUUUGGACAUGAAUGAUUUGCGGCCUUUAUUUUCACCCACCACCUAUUCUGUAACGAUACCUGAAAGCACACCUUUGAGGACUAGUAUUGCGCAGGUCACCGCAACAGACGCUGACAUUGGUUCGAAUGGCGAAUUCUAUUACUACUUUAAAAAUAAAGUUGAUCUGUUCUCAGUCCAUCCCACCAGUGGAGUUAUCUCCUUAAGCGGCAGGCUAAACUAUGAUGAGAAAAACCGCUAUGACCUUGAAGUUCUGGCUGUGGACCGAGGGAUGAAGCUGUAUGGUAACAACGGAGUCAGCAGCACCGCCAAACUUUACAUUCAUAUUGAGCGUAUAAAUGAGCACGCCCCAACUAUUAGUGUAGUGACCCAUAUCCCCUUCCCUUUGGAUAAGGAGUCUACGUAUGCUGUAGUUAAUGUUGAUGAUCUUGAUGAAGGGGCCAACGGUGAAAUUGAAUCUGUUUCUAUUGUUGCUGGAGAUCCCUUGGAAUAUUUUCAGUUGGUCAAGGAGGGGAGAUGGUUGAAUGAGUACAAAAUCAAAGAAAGAAAGACCCUUGAUUGGGACGCUUUCCCAUAUGGUUACAAUCUCACUUUGCAAGCCAAAGACAAGGGGUCUCCUCAAAAGUUCUCCGCUAUGAAACUGGUCCAUAUUGCCAGCCCUAAGAAAGAGAGCAACAACAAAUUUUCAACAAAAUUUGAAAAAGAAAGUUACGAUGUAGCAAUCAGCGAAUUCUCUCCCCCUGGAGUAGUGGUUGCCAUCGUUAAAUUAACCCCAGAAACCCAGGGAGAAGAAUACAAAUUAACCCUUAGUGAAGACGCACAAUAUUUUAAGAUAAAUCCCAGAACUGGGCUGCUUACCACAGCCCUUCCUUUAAAAAUUGUCGACAAGGAAUUGUAUGAUUUGGAAGUCACAAAUAAAGAAGGGGACUUAAAAGCACCGGUGGCUGUGAGAAUUGAAGAUGCCAAUGAUCAUAUUCCAGAGUUCACCCAGCCUUCAUACAGCUCCUAUAUCAACGAAAGCGUUCCCGUGGGGACUAAUAUUCUAUCGAUUUCUGCCUUUGACAAAGAUCGCGGGGAAAAUGGCUACAUCACCUACAGCAUCGCUAGUUUAAAUUCACUCCCCUUUUCCAUCAACCAGUUCACUGGAGUUAUUAGCACGUCUGAAGAACUGGAUUUUGAGUCCUCCCCGGAGAGUUACCGCUUUAUUGUGAGGGCUUCGGAUUGGGGCUCCCCUUACCGCCAUGAAAGUGAGGUCAACGUCACCAUUGUCAUAGGCAACGUGAAUGACAACAAGCCACUCUUUGAGAAGGUUGCUUGUCAAGGAGUCAUCUCAUCAGAUUUUCCCGUCGGUGGGCACAUCACAGCUGUCUCCGCGAUAGAUAUCGACGAGCUGGAGCUGGUGAAAUACAAAAUCAUUUCAGGUAACGAAUUGGGUUUUUUUUACCUGAAUCCAGACUCGGGAGUUCUACAACUUAAAAAGUCUCUUGCUGGUGCUGGCAUCAAGGCCAGUAAUUUUGGACUUCGGAUAACAGCAACCGACGGGGAAUAUUUUGCGGACGCUAUGUUUGUCAACAUUUCAGUAGUUCAUGGAAAGGUCUCUUCCAAGACCUUUAGCUGCAGAGAGACCAGGGUGGCUCAGAGGCUGGCGGAGAAGCUGCUGAAAAAGGCCAAAGCCAACGUCAAACUUAAUUCAGAAGAUGGCUUUCUUGAUUUUUAUUCUGUGAACAGGCAGGCUCCGCAUUUUGAUAAAUCCUUUCCCUCAGACCUGUCAGUCAGAGAAGAUCUCCCUGUUGGUGCUACCAUACAUCGAAUCAGGGCCUACGAUGCUGAUUCUGGAUUUAAUGGGAAGGUCCUGUACACCAUAUCAUCUGGUAACACUGACAGCUGUUUCAACCUCGAAAUGGAGACGGGUCUGCUGAAGGUCCUUAUGGCGCUGGAUCGCGAGAAGACAGAACUGUACCUUCUUAAUAUUACCAUUUACGACCUGGGCAACCCCCAGAAAGCCACGUGGAGAUUACUGACUGUCACCGUUGAAGAUGCCAACGAUAACAAGCCUGUGUUUUUGCAGGAAAGUUACACCGUUAAUAUUUUGGAAAGUACAAGUAUCGGUGUCGAGAUUAUCCAGGUGGAGGCCAGGGACCGAGAUCUGGGAGUAAACGGAGAAGUGGUUUACUCUAUCUUGACCGACACACGCCAAUUUGUAAUCAAUAGCUCCACGGGGAUCAUUUAUGUGGGGGAUCAUUUGGAUAGGGAAGCUAAGGCUAAUUUCACCUUAAAGAUAGAAGCAAGAGACAGAGCAGAAAACGGGCACCAACAGUUUUCUGUGGUUCCCUUAAAAGUGUUUUUGGAUGAUGUCAAUGAUUGUGCUCCAGUUUUCAUCCCGCCCAGCUAUAGCGUGAAAGUCUUGGAAGAUUUACCAAUCGGUACCGUCAUUGCUUGGCUUGAAACCCAAGAUCCGGAUAAGGGUCUCGGGGGACAAGUGCGUUACUCUUUGGUGAACGAUUACAACGGGAGAUUUGAAAUAGACAAGUCUAGCGGUGCCAUCCGGCUGAGCAAAGAACUCGAUUACGAGAAGCAGCAGUUCUACAAUUUGACCGUGCGAGCGAAGGAUAAGGGGCGCCCCGUUUCCUUAUCCUCGGUGUCCUUUGUGGAAAUCGAAGUGGUGGAUGUGAAUGAAAAUCUCUACACACCUUAUUUUUCUGACUUUGUGGUCAUUGGCUCCGUGAAGGAAAACUCCCGGAUCGGCACAAGCGUUUUGCAAGUCAGUGCGAGGGAUGACGACACCGGCAGAGAUGGCGAGAUCCAGUAUUCCAUCCGCGACGGCAGUGGACUCGGACGUUUUAACAUAGAUGAAGAAACGGGAGUUAUAUACACAGGCGAUAUCCUUGAUCGAGAGACUACUCAGUCCUAUUGGCUAACUGUGUAUGCUGCAGACCGUGGAGUUGUUCCCCUUUAUACCACCAUUGAGGUCUACAUCGAAGUGGAAGAUGUAAAUGACAAUGCUCCCUUAACUUCUGAACCCAUUUAUUAUCCGUCUGUUUUGGAAAAUUCCCCGAAGGAUGUUUCAGUCAUUCAGAUACAGGCACAAGAUCCCGAUUCCAGCACCACUGAAAAGAUGACGUACAGGAUUACAAGUGGAAACCCCCAAAACUUUUUUGCCAUCAAUACCAAAACCGGGCUUAUAACCACAACUUCAAGAAAGCUAGAUCGUGAACAACAAGCAGAACAUUUUCUCGAGGUCACAGUAACGGAUGGAGGGGUCUCUCCCAAGCAGUCUACGGUAUGGCUAGUGGUGCAGGUUUUGGAUGAAAACGAUAACAAGCCUCAGUUCCCAGAGAAAGUCUAUCAGGUCAAGUUGCCCGAAAGGGACCGGAAGAAGAGAGGGGAGCCCAUAUACCGAGCCUUUGCCUUCGACAAGGACGAAGGCCCCAAUGCCGAGAUUUCCUACAGCAUUGUGGAUGGAAACGAAGACGCCAAGUUCUUCAUUGACCCCAAGACUGGGAUGGUUUCUUCACGAAAGCAGUUCACUGCGGGGAGCUACGACAUCUUAACCAUCAAAGCAGUUGACAACGGCCGGCCCCAGAAGUCUUCUACAGCACGCCUCCACAUUGAAUGGAUUAAGAAACCACCUCCAUCCCUCAUUCCUCUGACUUUCGAUGAGCCCUUCUAUAACUUCACCAUCAUGGAAAGCGACCGAGUGACGGAAAUUGUCGGCGUGGUCUCCGUGCAGCCGGCUAACAUCCCCUUGUGGUUUGACAUCGUCGGUGGCAAGCAUGCCCGGGAGAUGUUCUAUACCCUACAGACAGCUUGUGGGCAGAACUGCUCAACCGAAGGGGGGAAUUUCGAGAGCUCUUUCGAAGCGGACAAAGGUGUGGGGACGAUUGUCAUCGCAAAACCCUUGGAUGCAGAGCAGAGGUCGAUGUACAACAUGACAGUGGAAGUCACCGAUGGAACCAAUGUAGCCAGCACUCAGGUAUUAAUCAAAGUUUUGGACAACAACGACAACGGUCCAGAAUUUUCCCACCCAAACUACGAUGUGAUGAUUUCUGAGGACAUCAUGCCUGACACUGAGAUCCUUCAAGUAGAAGCCAUGGACAGAGAUGAGAAGCACAAGCUCAGCUACAUCAUUCACAGCAGCCUCGAUUCCAUCAGCAUGAGAAAAUUCAGGAUGGAUCCCAACACCGGCGUGCUCUACACCGCUGAGCGCUUAGAUCACGAAGCUCAAGAUAAGCACAUCCUCAACAUAAUGGUUCGAGACCAGGAGUUUCCCUACCGGCGUAACUUGGCGAGGAUCAUUGUAAACGUGGAGGAUUCCAACGAUCACAGUCCUUACUUCACCAGUCCUCUGUACGAAGCCUCUGUCUUUGAAUCGGCUGCCGUUGGAUCUGCAGUUUUGCAGGUCACUGCCCUGGACAAAGAUAAAGGAGAGAACGCAGAGCUGAUGUACACUAUAGAAGCAGGGAAUACCGGAAACACGUUCAGGAUUGAACCAAUUCUAGGCAUCAUUACCGUGCUGAAAGAACCAGACCUGACCACCAUGAACCAGUUUGUGCUAUCAGUUAAAGCGUCCGACCAGGGUUCUCCCCCGUUGUCAGCUACUGCCAUUGUCCGCAUAUCUGUGACGAUGUCGGACAACUCCCACCCCAAAUUCACGCACAAGGAAUGGCAAGCUGAAAUCAAUGAAAAUGUUGAUUUUGGGACUUCGGUUAUCCAAGUCUCGGCGAUCAGUCAGUCUACAUUAGUGUAUGAAGUCAAAGAUGGCAACGUAGAUGGAGCCUUCGUGAUCAACCCUUAUUCUGGAGUCAUCACGAGCCAGAAGUCUCUUGAUUAUGAACACACUUCCUCUUACCAGCUCACAGUGCAAGCCACAAACAUGGCAGGGAUGGCAUCAAAUGCCACGGUAAACAUCCAGAUAGUGGAUGAAAAUGACAACCCACCUGUUUUUCUUUUUUCUCAGUACUUGGGCAGCAUCAGUGAAGCCGCACCUGUCAAUAGCAUUGUCCGGAGUGUGGGAAACAAUCCACUUGUAAUACGAGCCACGGAUGCUGAUAGUAAUCAAAACGCACUGCUCGUCUACCAGAUUGUUGAGUCAACCGCCAAGAAUUAUUUUACGGUAGACUCUAGUACUGGUGCAAUUAGAACGAUUGCUGAUUUGGAUCACGAAACCAUUGCUCAUUUCUACUUCCACGUUCAUGUUCGAGAUAGUGGCAAUCCGCAGCUUACUGCAGAAAGUCCUGUGGAAGUUACCAUUGAUGUAACGGAUGUCAACGAUAAUCCUCCAGUGUUCAGCCAGGCAAUGUUUGAAACCAUCUUGCUUCUACCGACUUACGUGGGAGUGGAGGUUCUACAAGUCAAGGCCGUGGACCCAGAUUUAGAAGUCCCGUCUGAACUGACUUACAGCCUGAUUGAAGGGAACACAGAAUAUUUUCUCGUUGAUUCAAUUUCUGGGGUGUUAACCAUAAAAAACAACAGCCUUUCCAAAGACCAUUACAUGCUGAUUGUGAAAGUAUCAGAUGGGAAAUUUUACAGUAGUGCUAUUGUGACAAUAAUGGUCAAGGAAGCCAUGGACAGCGGUCUUCACUUCACUCAGAGCCAUUAUUCUACAUCAAUCUUGGAGAACAGUACCAACGUCACCAAGGUAGCAGUGGUCAGUGCGAUUGGAAACCGUCUGAACGAGCCCUUGAAGUAUAGCAUAUUAAACCCAGGGAACAAAUUCAAGAUCAAACCCACUUUAGGCCUUAUUCAAACUGUUGGCCUCCCGUUUGACAGAGAAGAACAGGAAUUAUAUGAAUUGGUGGUGGAGGCUAGUCGUGAGCUGGACCAUCUACGGGUAGCCAGAGUGGUUGUCCGAGUUCUCAUUGAAGACAUCAACGACAAUGCUCCGGUAUUUGUUGGUCUUCCAUACUAUGCUGCUGUUCAAGUUGAGGCUGAUCCUGGCACUCUGAUAUAUCGAGUGAGGGCCAUUGAUAAAGACAAGGGUGCAAAUGGGGAUGUGUCUUACCUAUUGAAGGAGGACUAUGGCCACUUUGAAAUCGACCCUCACAGUGGGAGCAUCACUUUGAAAGCGCCCUUUAACUCCGACUUAUCCAAUAUAGAAUAUUUAAUUAUUGUCAUAGCUAAAGACGGAGGGGACCCGUCACUGUCUGCUUCUGUCGAACUGCCCAUCACCAUUGUUAAUAAGGCCAUGCCCAUCUUUGACAAGCCCUUCUACACAGCCUCUGUCAAUGAAGACAUAGACAUGAACACCCCGAUCCUGAGCAUCAAUGCUACCAGCCCAGAAGGUCAAGGUAUCAUUUACAUCAUAGUAGACGGGGACCCUUAUAAUCAGUUCAACAUUGACUUUGACACAGGAGUCCUCAGUGUCAUCAGUCCAUUAGACUAUGAACUCAAUCCCAUUUUCAAGUUGACGGUGAGAGCCAGUGAUGCUCUUACUGGAGCCCGAGCUGAAGUUACGGUGGACUUGAUUAUCAAGGAUGUCAAUGACAAUGCCCCAGUUUUUGACCACUUUGCUUAUAACGCCACCUUAACUGAAGCCUCCUUGAUUGGGACUCCUGUCAUGCAGGUCAUUGCUACCGAUGCCGAUUCCGACAAUAACAAAAUCAUUCAGUACCAGAUAGUCCAGGACACUUUCAACAGCACGGAUUAUUUUCACAUCGAUGGGACAAGCGGACUGAUCCUAACUGCCCGCUUGUUGGACCAUGAACUGAUGCAGCAGUGCAGCUUAAAAGUACGGGCCACUGAUAAUGGAUUCCCACCUCUAAGCAGUGAAGUUCUAGUAAAUAUCUAUGUGACAGAUAUGAAUGACAACCCUCCUAUUUUUAAUCAGUUGAUCUAUGAAUCUUACGUCAGUGAAUUAGCUCCUCGGGGUCAUUUUGUGACUUGCGUCCAAGCUUCCGAUGCAGACAGCUCUGAUUUUGACCGAUUGGAAUACAGUAUCUUGUCUGGAAAUGACCGUACCAGUUUUGUGAUGGAUACCAAGAGUGGCAUCAUCACACUGUCAAAUCAUCGGAAGCAGAGAAUGGAGUCAAUGUACAGCUUGAACGUUUCGGUUUCUGAUGGUUUGUUUACCAACACUGCUCAAGUCCAUAUCAGGAUUCUUGGUGCUAAUUUGUACAGCCCCGUAUUCACACAAAGUAUUUAUGUGGCAGAAGUCAGAGAAAACGCUGUCCCGGGAACUAGAGUGAUCCACGUAAAAGCAACCGAUGGAGAUUCGGGCGUCUAUGGUCAGAUAAGUUACUCCAUCAUCAACGAUUUUGCCAAAGACAGAUUUGUCAUUGACAACAAAGGGCAGAUCCUCACCACGGAGAAACUCGAUAGGGAGGUCCCUUUAGAAGGUGACAUCACCAUAUUUUUAAGAGCUCUCGAUGGUGGAGGGAGGAGCACGUUCUGCACGGUCCGAGUCAUAGUGGUGGAUGAGAACGACAACGCCCCACAGUUCAUGACUGUGGAAUAUAGAGCAAGCGUCAAAGCAGAUGUUGGGAAAGGCCACUUAGUCACCCAGGUCCAAGCUCUUGAUCCUGAUGAUGGAGCCAAUGCUAGGAUUGUCUACUCCCUGUAUAGUGAAGCCUCUGUUUCUGUUGCGGAUCUCCUAGAAAUUGACCCAGACAAUGGAUGGAUGGUAACCAAGGGGAAUUUCAACCAGCUGAAAAAUACGGUGCUAUCUUUUUUUGUCAAAGCCGUUGACGGUGGCAUUCCUGUGCGACAUUCCCUUAUCCCUGUAUACAUACACGUUUUACCUCCAGAAACCAUCUUGCCUUCAUUUUCUCAACCUCAGUAUUCCUUUACAGUAUCAGAAGAUGCCCUCAUAGGGAGCACAAUUGAUGCUCUCCACGUUUUGCCAAACCAAGGCGUCGCCUACAGCACAGUCAACGGCGAUUUGACCGGAAACAACAAGGAUGGAGUUUUUAUUAUAGAGCAAGACACUGGCAUUAUAAAACUGGACAAGAGGCUGGAUCAUGAGGCAGAUCCCGCCUUUCAUUUUAAAGUGGCUGCAACCUUACAGCUUGAUAAGGUGGACAUUGUGGUCACCGUGGAUGUGGACAUUAAAGUUCUAGACAUCAACGACAACAAGCCUAUUUUUGAGGCAGCCAAGUAUGACACGAUCGUAAUGGAGGGAAUGCCAAUAGGGACUAAACUUGUACAAGUCAAAGCAACCGACGCAGAUUCAGGAGCCAACGGUCAAGUCACCUAUUCUCUCUUAACAGAAUUAGAUAUUGACCGGAUCUCGGAAGUGUUCACUAUUGACGGCAACAGUGGCUGGAUCAGCACCUUAAAAGAUUUAGACCAUGAGACGGAUCCUACUUUUGCCUUCACGGUGGUUUCUUCUGACUUGGGAGAAGCCCUGUCCCUCUCCUCAACCACCUUAAUCUCCGUCACUGUGACUGACAUCAACGACAAUGCUCCUGUAUUCCAGCAGGAGAUGUACAGGGGGUCUGUGAAAGAGAGCGACCCACCGGGAGAAGUUGUGGCUGUCCUUAGCACUUGGGAUGAAGAUACCUCUGACAUCAACCACCAAAUCAGCUACCAUAUUACAGGAGGAAACCCCAAAGGGAAGUUUGCUCUUGGCCUGGUUCAGAAUGAAUGGAAGGUGUAUGUCAAGAGGCCUCUGGAUCGAGAAGAACAGGAUGUCUACCUGCUGAACAUUACAGCCACUGAUGGACUGUUCGUCACCCAGAGUGCGGUGGAAGUGACCGUCACCGAUGUGAAUGACAACAGCCCAGUCUGCGAUCAGGUUACAUAUAUGGCAAUAUUUCCCGAGGACAUUCCCCCCAACAAAAUCAUCCUCAAAAUGGGCGCACAAGAUGUAGACAUUGGAUCCAAUGGUGAAAUUCACUAUUCUUUAUACGGCUCAGGAAACGGCAAGUUUCUUUUGGAUCCUGAAAACGGGGAGCUCAAAACCUUAGCUCUGUUGGACCGUGAAAAGACCCCUGUCUACAAUCUGAUCGCCCGGGCAACUGAUGGGGGAGGGAAGUUCUGUCAAUCAAAACUCCAUCUAAUCUUGGAAGAUGUCAAUGAUAAUCCUCCACUGUUUUCUUCUGACCACUACACUGCCUGUGUCUAUGAGAACACCGCCACCAAAGCCUUGUUGACUAGAGUUCAAGCCAAUGACCCUGAUGUAGGGGUAAACCGAAAGAUUGUGUAUUCCCUGGCCGAUUCUCCAGAAGGUUUCUUCUCGGUGGACAUGUCCUCAGGCAUCAUCAUUCUGGAACAUCCUCUGGACCGGGAACUUCAGUCUUCCUAUAAUGUCACCAUUACUUCCGAUCAGGGCAUCGUGCAGACGCUGUCCUCCUUUGCCACCGUUACAAUCACCGUCCUGGACAUUAAUGACAACCCCCCUGUCUUUGAGAGGAGAGACUACCUGGUUGAGGUGCCCGAGGACACCUCCCCGAAUGCCGAGAUACUUUUUGUGUUUGCGACCAGCAAAGACAUUGGUACAAACGCAGAGAUCACCUACCUCAUCAGAUCGGGUAACGAAAAAGGAAAAUUCCAGAUCGAUUCUAAAACAGGGUCCAUAUCUGUAAUUGAAGCUUUGGACUAUGAAAUGUGUAAGGACUACUUCCUGGUCAUUGAAGCUAAAGGGGGUAGCCCAGCUCUGAGUGCUGUGACAACAGUGAAUAUAAAUGUGACAGACAUUAAUGAUACACCACGAUUUAGCCAAGAUGUCUAUAGUGCAGUCAUCAGUGAAGACGCAGCAGUGGGAACUCAUUACACUCGGUGCCAAAAGUUGAUAGCCGAAGACGUGGACAGUCCUCCCAACGGACUGAUUUCUUUCUCCAUUAUCAGCGGAGAUCAAAACAAUGAAUUUUCAAUUGAUCCUGGCUUGGGACUGAUUAAAGUUAAAAAGAGAUUGGACCGAGAACGGGUUUCAGGAUAUUCAUUAGUCGUGCAGGCUCGAGACAGUGGUAACCCUUCUUUGACAGCCACGGUGACGGUCAACGUUGACAUUUCCGAUGUGAACGAUAACAGUCCUGUGUUUACACCUGCCAAUUAUACAGCCGUGAUCCAGGAAAACAAGCCAGUAGGAACCAGUAUUCUGCAAUUGGUGGUAACGGAUAAAGACUCCCUGCACAAUGGCCCGCCUUUCACCUUCGCCCUCCUGGCUGGAAACGAAGAGAAAGAAUUCAUGCUUGACCAGCAAGGCAUCCUGCGAUCCGCUGUCAUUUUCAAGCGCCUGGUAGCCACUGAAUAUGUGCUGUGCAUUCAGGCCAAGGAUUCAGGGAAGCCUCAGCAGGUUUCCCAUACCUUCAUUCAGAUCCGGGUGAUCGAAGAGAGCAUCCACAAACCCACAGCCAUUCCCCUGGAGAUUUUUAUCGUGACUAUGGAAGACGACUUCCCGGGAGGUGUCAUCGGAAAGAUCCAUGCGACAGACCAAGAUGUCUACGAUGUCCUCACCUACGGCCUGAAGUCAGAGCAGAAAAGUUUGUUCAAGGUCAACAACCACGACGGGAAGAUCAUUGCCCUCGGAGGGUUGGACAGCGGGAAGUAUAUCCUGAAUGUAUCUGUCAGCGAUGGGCGGUUCCAGGUCCCCAUGGACGUGACGGUCAACGUCGAGCAGUUGGCCCAGGAGAUGUUGCAGAACACCGUCACUAUCCGCUUUGAGAACAUCUCCCCGGAGGAUUUUGUGGGUCUUCACAUGCACGGCUUCAGGCGCACCCUACGCAAUGCCGUCCUCACCCAAAAGCAGGAUAGCCUGCACAUCAUCAGUAUUCAGCCCGUAGCCGGUAGCAAUCAGCUCGACAUGCUGUUCGCCGUCCAGAUGCACGCCGGCGGCUUCUACAAGCCAGCCUACUUGAUUCAGAAGCUCACCAAUGCAAGGCGACACUUGGAAAAUGUGAUUCGCAUCGCUGCCAUCCUUGAGAAGAAUUGCUCCGGGCUGGAUUGUCAGGAGCAGCAUUGCGAGCAAAAUCUGUCUAUCGAUUCCCAUUCCCUGAUGACCUACAGCACCGCCCGGAUUAGUUUCGUCUGUCCCCGGUUCUACCGAAACGUCCGGUGUUCUUGCAAUGGAGGAUUGUGUCCAGGCUCUAACGAUCCUUGCACAGAGAAGCCUUGCCCAGGAGAUAUGCAGUGUGUAGGCUACGAAAUCAACCAGAGACUCUUCAUCUGUCAGUGUCCACCUGGAAAACUUGGAGAAUGCUCAGGACACACCUCCCUAAGCUUUGCUGGGAAUAGUUACAUCAAAUACCGGGUUUCUGAAAAUAGCAAGAACGAAGAAUUCAAAUUGGGUCUCCGUCUGAGGACUCUGCAAAGCAAUGGAAUUAUCAUGUACACCAGAGCAAAUCCCUGUAUAAUUCUGAAGGUCGUGGACGGAAAACUGUGGUUCCAGUUGGACUGUGGUGCUGGCCCAGGCAUCCUGGGAAUUUCAGGCAGGACUGUGAACGAUGGGAGCUGGCAUUCCGUCUUCCUGGAAUUGAACCGGAACUUCACCAGCCUCUCGCUCGACGAUAGCUACGUGGAGAGGCGCAAAGCUCCCCUUUACUUCCAGACCCUGAGCACUGAUAGCUCUGUUUAUUUCGGAGCCCAGGUUCAGGUGGACAAUGUCCGAAGCUUAACAGACAAGAGGUCCACCCAGGUUUUGAGCGGCUUCCAAGGCUGUUUGGAUUCCAUCAUCCUCAACAACAACGAGCUGCCUCUCCAGAACAAACGCAGCAGCUUUGCGGAGGUGGUGGGACUAACCGAACUCAAGCUUGGCUGUGUGCUGUAUCCUGACCCCUGCGAGCGUAACCCUUGUCAGAACGGAGGAACCUGUAUCAGUGUGCCGUCUGGAGGUUACCAGUGCAGUUGCCUUUCUCAGUUCACUGGGCGAAACUGUGAAUCGGAGAUCACCGCCUGCUUUCCAAAUCCUUGCCACCACGGAGGAUCCUGUGAUCCCAUAGGCAGUGCCUUCAUUUGCACCUGCAAAAGUGGAUUAACUGGAGUGACAUGCGAUGAAGACAUCAACGAAUGCGAAAGAGAGGAGUGUGAGAACGGGGGCUCUUGCGUCAACGUAUUCGGUUCCUUUCUGUGUAACUGCACCCCCGGGUUCGUGGGCCAGCAUUGUGGACUAAGACCCGUGGUGGUUCCUAAUAUCCAAGCUGGCCAUUCUUACGUGGGCAAGGAGGAAUUGAUAGGCAUCGCCGUUGUCCUUUUCAUCAUCUUUCUGUUGGUCGUCCUCUUCAUUGUCUUCCGCAAGAAAGUUUUCCGCAAGAAUUAUUCUCGCAACAACAUUACUUUGGUCCAAGACCCAGCCACGGCUGCUCUGCUCCACAAAAGCAACGGCAUCCAGUUCAAGAAUAUAAGGACCAGCGGCGACAGCCGCAACAUCUAUCAAGAAGUUGGACCUCCUCAAGUCCCCGUGAGGCCGAUGGCCUACACACCUUGCUUCCAGAGUGAGUCUAGGAACAAUUUGGACAAGAUAGUUGACGGGCAUGGGGUGGAACAUCAAGAGAUGACAACCUUCCAUCCGGAAUCCCCCCGGAUCCUGACAGCAAGGAGGGGUGUGGUAGUCUGCAGUGUGGCCCCCAACUUACCCGCUGUAUCUCCAUGCCGUUCUGAUUGUGACUCCAUCAGGAAGACCUGGGAAAACGGCAAUGAAAGCAAAGAACUUGACGAUAUGGAAGAAGUAACCUGUUUGUCGGGAAGCAAUAAAGGCAGCAAUUCAGAAGUUCAGUCCCUCAGCUCCUACCAGUCGGAUUCCGGUGAUGAUAAUGCUUCCAUUGUGACUGUCAUACAACUUGUCAACAAUGUAGUUGACACAAUAGAAAACGAAGUUUCUGGUAUGGAUGAAGGACAGAACUGCAACAGAGCUUAUCACUGGGACACUUCUGACUGGAUGCCGAGCGCGCGUUUAUCUGACAUUGAGGAGGUGCCCCACUACGAGGCGGCCGAUGGCAGCACAGCUCACCACGGCAGCACCAGGGAGCUGGAGACGGAUUACUACCUUGGUGGUUACGAUAUUGAUAGUGACUACCCUCCACCGCAUGAGGAGGAGUUUUUAAACCAAGAUCAAUUGCCCCCUCCCCUCCCAGAGGAUUACCCAGACCACUAUGAAGCCCUCCCGCCCUCCCAGCCAAUCUCCAUGGCCAGCACACUGAGCCCAGAUUGCCAGAGGCGGCCGCAGUUUCACCCGAGCCAAUACCUCCCUCCUCACCAGUUCCCCAACGAGAUGGACAACGGUGGGUCUCAGACUGGGAACGAAUUUAGUACUUUUGGCGUUGGCCCGGGACCAAAUACAGGCAACAGCAUGGCCAAGAAACCCUUGGCUUUACACAAUUCUCUGGACGCAUCCUCGUCCGAUGUUUCAAUGGGGUGUGGUUUUGAUGAUUCUGAGAUUGCCAUGAGUGACUAUGAAAGCAUCGAGGACUUCUCUCUGGAUCACCAUCAGAUUCACAUUCCUUUUGUGGAGAUCCAUCAGCAGACUCAAGUGUGAAGGAGCUCUUUUCAUUGGACUUUGUUGCUGUCAUUUGGGUCCCGUUCAUAGCCUAACUCAACAACUCUUCUCUUUUUGCGUCAUAAGUGUUCUACAUCGGGGACGGGGUUGAGAUCCAACCAUUUUCAGCCCGCCAAGGAGAUGGAUGUGGUGCAUGCACAUAACAGGGUGAAAACUGCAGGUUGUCUCGGAAAACCCAAGGUCAUCCAUUCAUUAGUCUUUGGAGUUAGCAUUACCCGCUUGUUGCCAAAAGAAAGAUGACCUGGCGGAAAAAUGGUUUGAUGGCAGACUGAGCCUUCCCCUUUGCAGCCUUGCGUUCUAAACCAUUUUAAACCCUGGACCAGUUAAAUCAAUAAAGGAAAGGAUAGCUGGUAAUUUCCCUCCCUAAAACCUUUUUAAAUCAGUUCGUUCAGAGUUCAUUAAAUGUCAUAUUUCUACAUUGCCUCUUAUGUUGGCUGAUUGCGUUGAAGGCACUCACUCAUCAACACAGCGUUAAGCCAAUCUUCCUCAGCUUGAUACUUUUCCCGAGAGUAUUAAGCAACACUUCCCAUAAUUGCUAAUCGGCAUGCUUCUCGAUCAUUCAGUCUACGGAUAAUGGGAGUUGUAGUCCAAGACACCAAGAGGACGUCCAAUCAGGAGUGGUUCCAACUCGUGCUUAUUGCUCUAACACUAAAAGAAACAGGGAAUUUAAGAGUUAAUUUGGCCAUCAUGAUGAGUCAAGUGGUGGGUAUUAACAUGCCCCCUUAAUCCAACAAUGUAUGCCACUGAGCCAUCAGCACUGGCUCUUGUAUAAACAGCGGACUGUCAACCUGGAAUUUAACACCUGGCUGACCUUGAUUCAGGGUUAAUGCUGCAGCCUUGAGUGGGUCAGGAGUAGAAAAAUGGAAUGGCCCUGAUGGAUGCGUUGGUUGCUUAUUUAUUUAUUUAUUCGUUGGGUUCCCUGUCCUCUUCUGACCCUCGAUUCUUAGGACACAUCAACAGCAAUGUGGGGUUUUUUCCCCCAUUCAUCUUUAAAUGCCAUUUACCCUAUAGUUCAGUGGUGAAAUUCACAUUUUUUUUACUACC
Thamnophis elegans (Western terrestrial garter snake) is the source of this 14910-nucleotide messenger RNA. It is a transcript of the gene FAT3, whose product is annotated as FAT atypical cadherin 3. Gene Ontology annotation, biological process: homophilic cell-cell adhesion. Gene Ontology annotation, cellular component: cell-cell junction; plasma membrane. Lineage: Eukaryota; Metazoa; Chordata; Lepidosauria; Squamata; Natricidae. The record is from RefSeq and is a predicted model, not a curated record. Gene Ontology annotation, molecular function: calcium ion binding.